AUGGCGCUCAACAGAAACACGGCGGCGUGGGAUAUUUUGUACGCGUUGGCUCUGGAUGGCGUGCCGGGUGACGCGCCCUCCGACAGGAGAGUGGCCGAUGGCACGGCGGCGGAAGAAAUGGCUGAGCAGCUUGAAGGGCAUCGCGUGAAGCCUCCGCAGCCGGUAAGGAUCAGGAGCAAAGCGGUGGAUCUUGACAGCAUGCGGCCUGCGAUGGAUGCAUCGGGCCUGCUCUUGGAGGCGGAGAAGUUACUGCUGCAUGAAUGGCCACAAACUUCCGUUACGGACAGGACCUCCUCCUUUGGUGACGGUUUGGGUCGUGUGAUGGGGCCGGAUGCGGCGACGUGGGAUCUCAACGAGGCGCAGGGUCUUCCACAGCCAACGGAGUCAUCAUUCCCAGGAGCUACAGUAGCGGCAGCAGUGAGCGAUGUACCACGGAGCUCAUUUUACCCGUUGAAGGCGGGACGCCCAAGUGAAAUUUUAACGGCGAUGAAUGAAGGAAGCCCCGUGCAGGGAAGCAGCAAGAUGAAGAGCGUGACGCUACCCGGUACAUCUGGUACCACAUGCUGGCGCUUUUGUGAGCAACAUGUCGGAGGUGUGGAGCAAACGCAGGGACAGGAGGGGAAUACUCACGCUGAAAAAUUAUGCAUGGAGCCCGGGAGCCACGACGGGACUUCUGCAGCUAUCAGCUACAGCGAUAGUUGGAACCACAAUCGCAGGGGUGAGAGCGUUCACGUGGAAGAUGAACAUAACACGUCGAAGGCGUCCUUCAAUAAGCUCUUGACUGCCACACCCACCGUCCACUGUAAUCCACAGACACAAGUGGGGCAUGAACAUUCAACUGCCUUCUUUUCUCUUCAUCCCUUGUCGAAAAACGUCAUGCAGGAAUGGAACGACGGCCGUGACGAUGAGAAAGAUGAGGCAAUCCGUGAAAAAUUUUUCCGCGUAAAGGAGAUCCGCCGCCUUAGACGUGCACAGCGUAUGCCGCAUGGAGAGACAUGUCAUGGUUCCACGGUGCCGAAUGCCAUGAUGGGUUUGUUCCACCAACAUCUAGACGUUCUUCGCUCCGUUCACCACGAAUCCACCGCAGCGUUAGAAGAGGCGGUACAGCUGCUACUGCAGGAACGCAAGUGGAUUACUAUGCGAUGCACGAUUCUUUAUGAUCGCCUGCAGCAACUUAACCGUCACCGCAACAAAAUGAUUAAACGGCUACAGACUGUCCAUGGGGACUCGACGACGGCAUUUUUUGCAGAUAUGAGCGUGGAAGUUUAG
Molecule: messenger RNA, 1269 nt
Organism: Trypanosoma cruzi
Lineage: Eukaryota; Euglenozoa; Kinetoplastea; Trypanosomatida; Trypanosomatidae
Exons: 1
Coding region: 1-1269 (422 amino acids)
Source: RefSeq, a predicted model, not a curated record